Cutaneotrichosporon cavernicola is the source of this 1161-nucleotide messenger RNA. RefSeq lists its product as uncharacterized. Lineage: Eukaryota; Fungi; Basidiomycota; Tremellomycetes; Trichosporonales; Trichosporonaceae. The coding region runs from base 1 to 1161 and encodes 386 amino acids. Gene Ontology annotation, molecular function: zinc ion binding; DNA binding. Gene Ontology annotation, biological process: DNA-templated transcription. The transcript is spliced from 5 exons. The record is from RefSeq and is a predicted model, not a curated record.
AUGCGGAUCCUACAUGCCUACCACGACUACCUCUACCCGCUCAUGCCGUGCGUCCACUGGCCAAGUUUUGUGCAGCAGCUCGUCGCGCGCGAAGACGAGCGCAAUAGGCACUGGCGCGCGUUCGUCUUUGCGCUCCUGGCGUACUCGAUUGUACAGUUGCCACGGUCGUGCCUCGACUUUGCGCUUGUGCCCGAACUCGUGCGGUAUCACCAGCAAUGCUUCUCUGCGUCGCGGGCCCUGCAGAGCCGGGCAUUUGCAGACAUGUCCUCGGUGGACAUUGCGACGCUCUACUGCCAGCACAUUUACCUCUCGAGCCUGUUCAAGAAGAACAUUGCGAAUGUUGUGCUUGUACAGGCAAUCAGGCUGGCACAGGACCUCCUCAACACCAACUGCGAGGACGCGAUCGAGGCCGAGCUCCGCCGUCGCGUAUUCUGGCUCCUCUACGGCUCGGACCGCACAAUCUGCGUCAUGGACGACACACCCCUUCUCAUAUGGGACUGGGACAUGAGCGUGCCGUACCCGCGCGCUCUCGAUGACGAGUAUCUGACGCGGGCAGGCGCGUUCGCGCAGCCCGCCAAGACGAGCGCACUCGCGGGCUUCCACUUUGUCUCGCGCAUCUUCCAUCUCCUCGGCGUGGUGCUGAGCGCCCUACGGUCGCGGCGGAACAACCCGCCCAACUCGGAAAUCGCCGACCUCCUCAGCCUGCCACUCUACGUACCGAGCUCUGCCUACACGGCCGCUCUGGAUGGCAUCCUCGCAGACCUCCCGCCGGAACUCGAGUUGCGUGCCGAUGCACCGGGGGACCAGCCGGCGUUUGCGAUCUGUCGCGUCAACAUCCUCAUCUCGCAGGCGACGGUGCGCCAAGCCAUCCAGGCAUACGCCGAGGCGCUAGGCGAGGAUACAGCGGGACACGCACCCAGUGCGCUCGUGAUGACCAUACUACGCUCCAUGCCGACCGAUAGUUUGACGGCCAACGGCGACAGCCUGCGCAUGAAGGUGCUGUACUUUGUGCUUCAGGGGAUGGGGAGCGAUGACGCGAGCAGUGCAGACUUUCUCGACAUGGAAGCGCAUGUCCUCCACGAGCCGCCUGACAUCUCGGACGAGGAUGAUGGCGAGGAUAUGGCCGUGUCGCCCGAGGUAGGGACAGGUUUGAGGAGAUAA